Molecule: messenger RNA, 1430 nt
Organism: Sabethes cyaneus
Lineage: Eukaryota; Metazoa; Arthropoda; Insecta; Diptera; Culicidae
Product: deoxyribonuclease TATDN1
Exons: 4
Coding region: 64-993 (309 amino acids)
Cellular component (GO): cytosol
Molecular function (GO): 3'-5'-DNA exonuclease activity
Source: RefSeq, a predicted model, not a curated record
UUACUUUUAACCAUUUUAACAAGAAGACUCUACCAAAUAUGUCCUUAUUUUAAUAGAAAUCAGAUGAAUGCAGUAAUCAAGCAAAUGUUCAGCAAAAUGAAAUUCAUUGAUAUUGGUGCUAAUCUAACAGACCCAAUGUUCCAGGGUGUCUAUAAUGGGUCUUCAAAGCAUCAACCCGACCUGCCCAAUGUUCUGGAGCGCAGCUGGGCGGCUGGACUACAGAAAAUUAUUGUCACAUGCGGUAGUGUUUCUGACUGCGAACCGGCUUCACAUAUUGUCAAGGCUGAUGAAAAGCUUUUUAUGACGGUCGGUUGCCACCCGACCAGAUGCGGUGAGUUUGAACCGGAUCCUGAGGGUUACUAUCUUCGACUGUGUAAGCAAAUUGAGGAUAAUCGGCCAAAAGUGGUGGCUAUCGGCGAAUGUGGUUUAGACUACGACCGGUUAAACUUUUGUGAAAAGGAAAUACAAAAAAAGUACUUCGAAAAGCAAUUGAAUCUAGCUAACAAAUAUGAACUGCCUCUAUUUCUGCAUUGUCGGAAUGCUCAUGAGGACUUUUUUGAAAUUUUAAAGCGGAAUCAGGAAAAGAUUCCGAAACGAGGUGUCGUGCACACCUUCGAUGGUUCUUUGGAGGACGCAUCUAAGCUGAUAGAGCUGGGUUUCUAUAUCGGUAUCAAUGGGUGUUCGUUGAAAGCAGAUGACAAUUUGAAAACAGUUGCACAGCUUCCGGAUAAUCGCAUCAUGCUUGAAACCGACGCACCUUGGUGUGAAAUUCGUCCCUCGCAUGCCGGUUCUAAAUACGUGCAGACAAAAUUUCCAUCCGUGAAAAAGAAAGAGAAGUGGGAGGAAGGCUUGCUGAUAGCUGGCCGCUGCGAACCGGCAAUGAUUGUACAAGUGCUAGAAGUACUUUCUGGGGUCAAAAAUAAACCCCGCGAAAGUCUUGCGGAAAUGUACUACAAUAACACAGAGAAAGUUUUCUUUCCCAAGGAAAAAUAAGAGAAUAUUUAUAACCAAAAUUAAAUAUCAUUUUUAUUAAAUCAAAGCGCAAACAAAGAAAUCCAAAUCAUUAUUAGAGUGAUCUAACCUGAAGGAGGUGGUGAUGUGAUGAUGGUUGAAACGUAUGCUCAUUCUAAAUUCGGUUUGUGUUGACUAUCAGCGAAAUCGGUAAAGCUAAAGUCUAAACUGUUAAUCAUGAAAAUAAGCUGAGCGAAAUUCAACUGAAUACAAAAUUAAGCAGCGAUAUUAAGAAUUUAACCAAUGCUUUACGUUACAAAAUGAACACAGCAUAAAGCAGUACCUAUAUAACAUUCAGAUCUGAUGAAUAGAUGUGGUCUACACGAAGAGUAAAGUGCUGUUUGCAGUAACUGAACCUGAAUUUUCACCACUCUAAUAUAUGAUUUGUUUUUACGAGAGUAAAAUAGUUGUGUUUGCAC